AUGGCUUGCGGAUGCGAACGACGUAUUGCCCGCAGAAAGUAUCAAAACUGUACUGCUACCCCAAAGCAUGAAAAAGAAGAGAUUGCAAUGGUCCAGUGCCCCCAGCCCGGUGGUAGCAACUGCACGGGAUACAAGGAUGUAUACUUGGCAACCUCGGUUGUCAGGGUUCCGGGCCAUAUAUGCCCAAAGUGUUAG
Messenger RNA from Penicillium psychrosexuale, 195 nucleotides. RefSeq lists its product as uncharacterized. NCBI's taxonomy places the organism in Eukaryota, Fungi, Ascomycota, Eurotiomycetes, Eurotiales, Aspergillaceae. The coding region runs from base 1 to 195 and encodes 64 amino acids. The record is from RefSeq and is a predicted model, not a curated record. The transcript has a single exon.